CCUCUCAAACCAACAUUUUCCACGCCCGGUGGUAUUGGCGUUUCUCUCGUUAGACUUGCAACAAAACAUCUCCAAUCUUCUAUUAAUCCAGCGUUAAGCGCACCCUUUUUUCGCCCCGGUGGUUUGUGGUCGGAAUCUUGAAACGAACGAAACGAAUCCCUGCUGCAGGGCAGCCGUCCGUCCACCAUGGCUCCGAAGGAUACUUUCUUCCGGUCGUCGGAUAUGAGCUUGACGCAGCUCUAUAUCGCGAAUGAAAUCGGUAGAGAGGUUGUCAGUGCGUUGGGAGAGCUGGGUCAGGUUCAGUUUCGGGAUCUCAACCCCGAUACCAAUGCUUUUCAGCGGACUUUUACGAAGGAGAUUCGGAGGUUGGAUAACGUGGAGCGGCAGCUUCGCUAUUUCCAUGCGCAGAUGGACAAAGCAUCUAUCAUAAUGCGGUCUUCGUCCGAAUUCUCGGAUACUCUGGCGGCACCCAUGGCGUCGGAGAUUGACGAGCUCGCCGAACGAAGCGACAGUCUCGAGCAGAGGAUCGCUUCGCUCAACGAUAGCUACGAGACGCUGAAGAAGCGCGAGGUGGAGCUUACGGAGUGGCGCUGGGUGCUGCGGGAAGCGGGCGGGUUCUUUGACCGUGCCCACACUCACACCGAGGAGAUCCGGCAGUCGUUCGAUAAUGACGAGGCGCCGCUGCUACGGGACGUCGAGCAGCAGCCGAACCGCGGCGACGGCCAGGCUCAGCAGUCGUUCCUGGAGAUGAACAUUGGCUUCGUUUCGGGUGUUAUCCCGCGCGACCGGAUCGCGGCGUUCGAGCGGAUUCUCUGGCGAACUCUGCGCGGUAACCUUUACAUGAACCAGUCGGAGAUCCCCGAGCCGAUUAUCGACCCCACUACCAAUGAGGGAUCUCACAAGAAUGUCUUCGUUAUCUUCGCGCACGGCAAGAGUAUCAUCGCGAAGAUCAGGAAGAUCUCUGAGUCGCUGGGUGCCUCGCUGUAUAGUGUCGAUGAGAACAGCGAGCUGCGGCGCGACCAGAUGCACGAGGUGAACACGCGCCUGGGCGAUGUCGGGAAUGUGCUGCGGAACACCAAGAACACGCUCGACGCGGAGCUUUCGCAGAUUGCGCGCUCGCUUGCGGCCUGGAUGAUUAUCGUACGGAAGGAGAAGUCCGUCUACGACACGUUGAACCGGUUCUCGUACGAUCGGGCGAGAAAGACGCUCAUCGCUGAAGCGUGGUGUCCGACCAACUCGCUGGCGCUGAUCAAGUCAACCCUGCAAGAUGUCAACGACCGCGCUGGACUGAGUGUCCCGACUAUCGUCAACCAGAUCCGCACCAACAAGACUCCCCCGACGUACGUGCGGACCAACAAGUUCACGGAAGCUUUCCAGACGAUCGUCAACGCCUAUGGUAUCCCCAAGUACUCCGAGGUGAACCCCGGGUUGUACACCGUCGUCACCUUCCCCUUCCUCUUCGCAGUCAUGUUCGGUGAUCUGGGCCACGGUCUUCUCAUGACGCUGUGCGCCGCGGCGAUGAUCUUCUGGGAGCGGAAGCUCCACAAGACCAAGCUGGACGAACUGACGUACAUGGCGUUCUACGGUCGCUACAUCAUGUUGAUGAUGGGCUUGUUCUCCAUGUACACCGGUUUCAUCUACAACGAUAUCUUCUCCAAGUCCCUCACCAUUUUCACGAGUCAGUGGCAGUGGCCCGAUCAGGUUGAGCGCGGACAGGCGGUGGAGGCAUCGCUGAAGGAUGGCUAUCGCUUCCCGUUCGGUCUGGAUUGGAACUGGCACGAGGCCGAGAACUCGCUGCUGUUCUCGAACAGUAUGAAGAUGAAGAUGAGUAUCGUGCUUGGCUGGGCACACAUGACCUACGCGCUCUGUCUCCAAUAUGUCAACGCCCGUCAUUUCAAGUCCAAGGUCGACAUUAUCGGCAACUUCAUCCCGGGCAUGAUUUUCUUCCAGUCCAUCUUCGGUUAUCUCGUCACCACCAUCAUCUACAAGUGGUGCGUUGACUGGGCCGCGCGGGGCCAGUCACCUCCUGGCCUCCUGAACAUGCUCAUCUUCAUGUUCCUGUCUCCCGGAACCGUGGAGGAACCCCUCUACAAGGGCCAAGCCACGGUGCAAGUCCUACUGCUUCUUCUCGCCGUCGCGCAAGUGCCCCUCAUGCUCUUCUUCAAGCCCUUCUAUCUCCGCUGGGAGCAUAACCGCGCGCGCGCCCUCGGCUACCGCGGUCUCGGCGAACAGUCCCGCGUCAGCGCACUCGACGACGACGGCCACGACAUGAACGGCGGGCGCGACAGCAUGGCGAGCGACAGCGAGAACGUAGCGAUGAUCGCGCAGGACCUGGACGAAGAAGAGCACGAGGAAUUCGAGUUCUCAGAGGUCAUGAUCCACCAAGUCAUCCACACCAUCGAGUUCUGUCUCAACUGCAUCUCCCACACUGCGUCCUACCUCCGUCUCUGGGCCCUCUCCCUCGCCCACCAGCAGCUCUCUAUCGUCCUCUGGGACAUGACCAUUGGCGGCGCCUUCGACCAGGAGUCGCCCACGACCCGCGUCAUCAUGAUCGUCGUCACCUUCUACAUGUGGUUCACGCUCACCAUUGCCAUUCUCUGCGUGAUGGAGGGUACCAGUGCCAUGUUGCACUCCCUCCGUCUGCACUGGGUUGAGGCUAUGAGCAAGCACUUCCAAGGCGAAGGCAUACCUUUCGUUCCGUUUAGCUUCAAGACGCUUCUGGAGGAAGAUCCUGUCGAGUGAUCUUGAGCUGUCUUUCUUUUUCAAAUCUCUUUUUCCAACUGAUUGUCCGUCUUUCCUUCUUGGAUCGUCUCUUGUACUGUAGCUAGUUAGUUUCCCUGUAGGAAACUCAAUUGGAUUCUAGACCUGUCUUUA
Aspergillus candidus is the source of this 2874-nucleotide messenger RNA. Its product is annotated as H(+)-transporting V0 sector ATPase subunit a. The coding region runs from base 187 to 2742 and encodes 851 amino acids. Gene Ontology annotation, cellular component: fungal-type vacuole membrane; vacuolar proton-transporting V-type ATPase complex; vacuolar proton-transporting V-type ATPase, V0 domain. The transcript has 4 exons. Gene Ontology annotation, molecular function: proton-transporting ATPase activity, rotational mechanism; ATPase binding. The record is from RefSeq and is a predicted model, not a curated record. Gene Ontology annotation, biological process: vacuolar acidification; proton transmembrane transport. Lineage: Eukaryota; Fungi; Ascomycota; Eurotiomycetes; Eurotiales; Aspergillaceae.